This is a messenger RNA of Colletotrichum acutatum, 831 nucleotides long. RefSeq lists its product as uncharacterized. The record is from RefSeq and is a predicted model, not a curated record. The transcript has a single exon. The coding region runs from base 228 to 686 and encodes 152 amino acids. NCBI's taxonomy places the organism in Eukaryota, Fungi, Ascomycota, Sordariomycetes, Glomerellales, Glomerellaceae.
UGUCUGUCUUGCUUAUCAGAGUUAUCAGGCAUCGAAUAAAAGCACGCCCUGUGUGUGCAUCUCUCUACUUGCUUAUGCGUCUAUCAUUCUUUGUGUAUGUAUGUCUGCCCAUCCUUGCUCUCCAGCAGCAGCAGCAGCAGCAGCAGCCAUGUAAGUCCAAAGAUAAACACGGUUGUGUCCACUGCCUUGCAGCGUUCUUUGCAAUUGGAUGAACACGCAGAAACCGUAUGUCCAGUCCUACAAGCCUGCACACACACGCACGCCGCAUAUACACAUACACUUUGGCUGGUGCUUUGGGACCAGGUGUACGCAUGCCCCGCCGCGCGCGUGCGCCUGCGCUCAGCCCAUUCCCCCGAGGCGUACAGAUUCUGACACGGACAUGGGAAAGUGAGAGACGAACGACGAGGAAGGCAGCCAAUGUCUCACGUACGUUGUCUUUGAACGAAUCAAGAGUUGGGAUUGAGUUGGCGUUGCUGCUGACUAGAGUUCUUUUUUUGCUGUCAACUCUGUUUCUUCCCUUUCUCUUCUUGCUCUCUCCCUCUGCGUGUGUGUCUCAAAGCAACCUGGGCUACCUCCCCGGGUUGACCUCUUUUUCGGUUUUUCAUCCCCUCUUUCUUCUUUUCGUCGGACCUUGGGCCUUGGAACAGAACCUCGAGAAAGUCCCAUCAUUGUGGGCCCGCGAAUGAGGAGCAGACACGAGACCGAGAUUUUCUUGGUUGGCCGUUCUUUUGUGAAUCAAAUUACAUCCGAGGAACCGUGGUUUCUUCAUCUCUGGUUCCAGUUCUGUUACUUGGCUUACAAACCUCCCACGCCCUCUUCAAGGAUGACAGA